CCUAGUUGUUCGUUGCCCUGGUUACCACAGACGCUAUACUGUGUCUGUAUGUGGUUGAAUAGUUACGACAAAACAUUACAGCAGAGAACCUAAAAAUUUUUGCAGAUAACGCAGGCAAACGAAAUGUUGAAUUCAACUUGAAUAAGACGCUUGCUAUUAAGGAUUGUGUCUCAAUUUAGCUACUGUAAAUCGAAAUGUUUAAUUCUGUUCGAAUCAACCCCCCGAUUGUGGAGUUCAUCAACGUAAAAGCAGGGGAAGUUUACAAUACCACGAUCACGGUGACCAACACAGGAAGUACCGCGAAAAGAAUGAGACUGCUGGAACCAAAGUCAAAGCUGUUCAAAUUUAGGGUGACUAAUACAGAAACUCCUAUUGCUGCUGGACUGGCCCUUUGUGGUACUCUAGAAUUCAGGCCUACUGAAGAUGAGGAGAUCCAGGACCGGCUGGUCCUUUUUCUGGAAGGCAAAGCCAUGGACAUACCAAUUUCAGCGUUCCCUCCUGCCUGUUCUCUCACCAUUGAAUCUCUUGUGGACUUCGGCUCUGUGACGGCAAACAGUCAGUUGGUCAGGAAAGAAGUGAAAUUGACCAAUCAGGGAUCUGCAGCAGGAGCAUUUCAGGUGCUGUGUGAUGGGAACCCAACCAUCGCUGUUUCUCCGACCAGUGGCAUACUGCAGCCUGGCGCCACCCUGUGGCUGAGGGUAGAUCUGUGCACUGACAAGCCCCGGAGUGUCCGCCUGGAGGCCCGAGUCAAACUGCAGAACAGGGAAGAUGUGGCCCUGAGGAUCCAAGCUGACGUUGUGGAGCAAAGCCUGGAGCUCCGGGACCUGGAGGCGAAGAGUCUCUCCUGCCUCCGCUUUGGCCCCACCUUCUUCGGGACGUCCAGGAUGGAACGGGUGGUGCUGGUCAACAAUGGGCCACAGGCCUGCGACUGGGUCGUGGUGCUGCAGGAACGAGCUCUGGGGACUGAAGUGGGGGUGGACCUUCAGAAAAGUGCCAACGCAGUGCUGUUGGACAGGAGUGUUGGUAACGGGGUCAGCCCUGUGGAUCCCUGCACUGUGAUCCAGUGUGUGCCCAACGAGGGAGAACUGAAUCCUUAUGGGAAGACCACUCUGUGGGUCUGCUUUAGUCCUGUCAGCGGAAGAAGCAGCAGGGAAGAGCUGGGAAGCAGCAGGGCCACAGGACCCCACAGACAGGACUACUGUGUCUUCCUGAAGUUUGAGAUGGUGGGAAUUAAAGAUGGCUUCCAGCACCAGCUGUGCUCAACUGUUCUAGCACAUGAUGAACGCUGGGUAGAGUUGGCUGUGACGGGCACAGCCCUCCCCGUCUCCCUGGUGCCUAGCCCCGGCCACAGCUUCAGCUUCAAGAAGUGCCUGAUGGGAGAGCGUGUGGACGUCUUGUGCAUGCUUCGAAAUCUAUCCAAUCUUCUUCCUGUCACCUUCAAGUUCAGAAAGAUGGCCAACUUCAACAGUGAACCAUCCAGUGGGACCAUACCUGCAGGACAAUGCCAGGAUGUAGUGCUGUCCUUCGCCCCCCACCAGAUCGGGUCAUUCAAGGUGAAGCAGGUACUGGAGGUGCUGGGUCACGUGGUGCACCUGGAGGCCUCCUCCGUCAAGCUCCGCCUUCACAGCUUUCACACCGUCACGCUGCACCUGAAUGCCGUCUGCCAAGCACAGACCGCCACUAUAACACCCAAACUCAACCCUGGAAUCACCCCAGCUGUAACCAAUGAGACGGGCCAGUGUGCCCGGGUGCCCUCCAGUGAGUUGGGUCGGUGUGCAGGGCUGGUCCGGGCAGCUGUUCUCAGCGCCGCAAAGACCCGGCUCCACAACCACAGUCUCUACCAAGGCCACCGUAGGAGCAAGAGUUUGGAUGCUAGCCAGCUGGAGCUACUGGCCUUUCCUAACGACCGAGCCUGCAGCCUCCGGCCUGCUUCUCCACACACCAAGUACAGGACCAUCUUCACGGGCGUAGAGCGCUACCGCUACGUGGACCCUGACUUUGCCUUUACGGAGGAGGAGGAGCGGCAGAGACAGAGUCACAGAGAUCACUACCUGACCUUCAUUAGGAGCCUGCGGAAGACACGCCUACAGAGAAACAACAAGAGGCUGCAAGGCGAGGUAGAGAACGACGUGGACAUUGGAAUCCGGCCGGCCGCUGGACUCCUCCCCCCCAAGCUGUCUCUGCACGAUCUGGAGUCCAUUCACAGCCAAGAUGGGCGGGGCUUGGAUUUGGGACAGAGCCAGCUCCCCUGCAUGCUGGCUGCUGUGGAGACCAGGUCCGCUUACAGACAGGUAGGCCAGUUGAGCGAGGGCAUCAACCCUGUGCCUACCACCAAGCAAGAGGUUUCUGACUGUGACCGCACGCUGACAGCUCAGCAGCUCCACCGAGUGGUCGUAGGACCCUCCUCUGUGGACUUUGGUGAGGUGUGUGUGGCCUCAGUGUGUGUGAGGAACCUGGACCUGGUGAACCACCUACAGGCGUGUGUGUGGGUACAGCUGGAGUUAGACCAGUGUCCAGAGCUGCAGCGGUCCAGCCCUCUGUCCCAUGUCCUCCCACCUCUCUCCAGAGCCAGCCUGCCCCUCGUCUUCGAGAGCACCAACCCGGGACGCUUUCACAAGUUCGUCUCGUACACAGUGAACAGGCAUCACCGGGGCCGCGUUCUGGUCCAGUCCCAUGUGGUCCCUGUGGCCCUGCAGUUGUCCCAGAGCCAGGUGGUUCUGACCCCGUCCCCCAGUUACCUGGCUGAGUCGGGUUAUCGCGGUACUGUGACCCUGGUGAAUUCCAGGAACCACCCGGCUGACUUCACCUGGAGGCCCGUCGUCACGGAGACGGGGAUCAGCUUCUCCAUUCGCCCCGCCACAGGUAUGGUGGAGGCGUACAGGGAGUUGGACUGUGAGGUAGUGUGGCAUCCUUCAUUCUUCUCCCCUCUGGAGGGUCUGUUUGAUCUGGUGGUUCACCAAGGAAACACAGAACACCUGCAGUGUUUGGCCGUGCUUGGGUCGACCAGUGUCCAUCUGGCUGAGAAGCACCUGGUGUUCAGAUCAGUACCACUCAACCUGCCCUCUGUCAGGACCACCACACUGCAGAACACAGGACUCAAUCACGCCUACUUCCAGGUUCUGGACGUGUACCCCCUGCCUGGCAUGACGGUGACCCCCACAGCGGGUGUUGUUCCUGUGGGCGGGCAGGCCGAGAUCCAGGUGCACCUGAAUCCCAGAGCUGUCAUGAAGUUUGACACCAGAGUGGAAAUAGCACUAAGGAACAUGAAAUCUCUGGAGCUACGAGUCGGAGGGUCAGUCGAACCUCCUCUGGUGGACAUCAAUAUUAAAUCCUUCCUGUUCCAUGGGGUGCAUUCUGGUUCCAGUCGUGGUGUUCCCUUCUGCCUGGCGAAUAAUUCCUCAGCGCAGGCCCGGGUCCAGUUUGACCUGUCAGAACACACAGACUUCACCAUUCAAUUCCCUGCAGACACUGCAGGUAGAAAGCAAGAGCAUUAUUGGAUUGACCUUUCAGGGCAGCAGACAGUUGAGUGUUGCCUGCUGUUCUCCCCCAAAGAGGUGGCAGCGUAUGACUUCAACCUGCCUGUGACGGUCAACGGCCUUGGGCGGUCCUCCUCCUCCUCCUCCACCCCUCCUGAUGUCCCCGGGUCCUCUUCUUCCAGGGCCCGACUUAUCGUCAGCCCGCGGCCCCAGCCGGUCACCAUAGUGUCGCUGUCAUGCCGGGUGCAGGCCACAGUCCUGCGAGCACCUCUGGAGAUGUCCUUAUCAAGCCUUCAGUUCGACCUGGAGCCUAUAGGCUCGCUUACCAGUCCUACACAAACUCAGUCUGUGGAGCUGAGGAACGUGUCAGAGAAGAAGGUGGUCUGGAGGUUUGAUUGCGCUGCUGCAGCACCACCAGGAGGGGGCAGCAGUGAGGGGCCAUUCGCCCUUUCCCCUACAGCUGGAACCCUGGAGCCAGGCCAGCGUGUCUCUGUCACUGUGUCAUCUGACACAGUGGACCAGAUCAGUGUAUCCAUCCCUCUGUUUCUGUCUGAGACUGGAGUAGAGGAGCAGGAGAAGGGAGAGAAGGGGGGAGUUCCUAACCCCUACAGGAUGCUGUCUCUCAGUGCCUUGCCUCACCUCCCCUGCAUCACCUUCCUCCCACCUCGGGUCCUCCUCACCCCUGUCCCACUGGACACACCCACUACCACCACCGUCUCACUACUGCCCACAGGGUUCCCUAGUGGUAGCUGUCUGCAUGUGAAGAUAGAAGAGGUGGUUCUGGAGGAUGGCAGUAGGUUGAAACCCCUCUCUGUCAGCCUCCCCCACAAUGGCAUCAUCCCAGCCCAGACCCCAAUCACCUGCACAGUGACCUUCUGCUCCUCACAGCCCCUGGCCCUCAGCUCACACAUCACCUUUCUGGACCAACUUGACAACCGGUUCCAGGUGGAGGUUUGUGCCACAGCAGAUAACUGUCUGUUAACCGUAUGGCCCUAUCUGGCUCUGCACUGCUCUGAGCAACAGAUAGUCCUUAAGAGUGGUCCUCUAAGCGGCUGCGGCGGUGAAUCAGGGCGCCCGGAGGUGACAGGAAAGGCGGUGCUUCAUCCACGCUGCUCGCCCAGUCCCCUCUCGUGCUACACCUCCUCUUCCUCCACCUUCAGUUUACUCGCGUCCACCAGCACCUACUUCAUCUCUGACUCUGUUGGUGAAAGCGGUAAGAGUGGGAGUCCAGGGUCAGGACUGGGGCCUGAAGGGAAGGAGGACUGGCCCCAGAAGGUGAGAGAGAGUGGAGGAGAGAGGGAUGGUGAGGGGGUCGUGACGGAUCAGCUGCCCCCGGGUGUGCCAGUCUUCCCAGAGCAGGACUCAGAAGAGGGGCUCUACCACCACCGUGUCCUGCAGGCUGUACAGAAAUGGUUCAGUCAGUUUGGCUGGUCCCGGGCACCCAAGCCCAUCUCCCUACCACACACUCUCAGGAAAGCGGUGUGUAAGACAGUGGGCUCCAGUUCUAGUGAUUAUCAUGUGAGCCUCGGUAAAGACAAAAGGACCAUCUAUGACAUGCUGCAUCAUCUCAGCGGGCAGACACUUCCUGGUGUGAACACCAGCCAGUCGCUGCCCGGUACACUCCCUGAGCGUGUGCGGCAGCUCAUCCACCAGCACACAAUGCUGUUGGCCUUCCUCAGGAUCCAAGGAGCCUGUUUGCCCCAUAUCAGGCCUGAGUACCUGUUAGACUCUCAGGAAUUCAGUCACUGGAUCUCAUUACAGGCGCCGCUAGAUCAGAACAGGAUUUUCUGUGGCUCCAACACCUUUGAGUUGUUAAGUAAACGGGCUUGGACUGAUGUUCUGCUGCAGACCUAUAAGGUGUUUGUUCUGCCGCGGGUGACUGAGAGUCCUCUGUCCACGGUUCUCCGGGGCUGUGACCAGGCCAGCUUGGAGAGGCAUAUCCCCAGAAUCAACCCCGAGCCCCUGUCCUCCAACGUCUACUCCACCUGGGAGAGGAGGCUCCUCACCUGGCUUAACCUGCACUACCACUCCAUGAGGACCAUCAUCUGGAGUCCACAAACCUGUGCUGGUAUGGAGGGAGCAGACGUCCCAUCAGCCCGCUGGGUGGUGAACUUUGACCUGGACCUGGCAGACGGGCUGGUUCUGGCUGCGGUGCUGGCAGCCUACUGUCCCUUCUUGAUCUCCGGCCACCUCCAGAGGAUGUAUACCAGCAGCAGCCGUCUGGACCAGAACCAUCACAACAGCGUGGUCCUGUGCCGGGCCUUCACACAGCUCGGUCUGGACGUGGACAUACAGCCCACAGACCUGUCAGACCCUAACCCUGUGCAGAUGUUAAUGCUGUGUGUGUGUCUGUAUGAGCGGCUGCCACAGUAUCUCCCCAGGACAACCAUCACUCUGACCGGCACCCUGCACCACACCUUCACCAAGCAGGUGCGUCUGAAGAGCUCGUGCUCCAAACCGGUGAUGUACCAGGCUUUCAUGGUGGGGAAGGAGGCCCAUCUUUUCUGCCUUCCCCAGGGGCCUUCCAUCAUCAUCCCUCCCAAGGGUCGUGUUGUCGAGUUGACAGUCCAGUACACCUGUAAAUUCCUGAGGCCGAUGGAAGCGGUGCUACUGUUGACGUCACGCUCAACGAACGGCCCCCCUGGGGUCACUAUGGCCUUCAGAGUCCAGACCCAAGUCACAGAAAUCAACCCCAGUGGGAUAGUGAAGUGUAAAUCACCAUGUUACCAGCAGAAGGAGCUCCAACUGAAAGUAAAAAAUCCUUUCAGCAGCGAUGCCAGUUUCAGUGUGGUGUUGGUGGAGUCCAGAGUCAACCUGCUACAAGCAGAGGAGGGGAAUCGAUUCAGCCAUGAGAACCUCCUCCCACAGGUCACAUCUAGGACUCCCUGCAGUUCAAACAAUAAGACCAGGAGUGAGGGGGAGGAAGGUGAUGACUGUGGUGUAAAUGACUUCUUCAGCACCGUCAGGAGUGUAUUUCUGACGGCUGGACAGACGGAUACAAUCAACAUGCUCUACCUGCCUUUCCGCCCGGGGACAAGACACUGCUCCGUCUUGCUAGUCAACCAACAGGUUGGUGAGCUGGUGUAUCUAGUAAAGGGGACAGCAGAUCUCCCUCUUCCCUCUCCACUAACCAUGAAGCCCAGUCCUCAUAUAGUUCACAUGAACAGCGCCACCUCUGGCGGAGCUCAACCGCUGCCGCGGGUCAGCUUGCGUUGUGGCAUGGGCAGCACCCUGGACGAGGUGGUGUGUGUCCCGCUGGUCAACGGGCUGUGGGAGCGGGCGCUGGCCACCGUGGGGGAGCAGAGACGCAGCCUGACACACACACUGGACAGCAGCAGCAUUAGGGCCGGGGUGGCGACCGUCGCGCUCCCAGCCUCGCAGGCCCUCCACGUCCAUGGUCCAGCCCAGUCACAGGUGGUGGAAUACAGUGUGGAAGUGUCUCUACCGGAACACUUUCUGGUGCCUGACACCGUCUCAGUGCCUGUGGCUGGAGAUGCACGAGUCACACAGGAAAACACCGCAGAAUCUGAGGUGGUGCUAAUGCCUCUGAGGUUCCACGGCCGCGAGCCCGGACGGUUCUUGUGCCAGCUGGUUCUGCGUUCGUGGCGUGACAUCAGGGUCCACCUCUUGGAAGCCGUGGUUACAGGCGAGGAGGGCCACUUCCAGCUCGAGUUCACCACACCCACUCAUCUAUCCGUCACUCAGGAUAUCCCUCUGACCAAUGAGAGCAGCCAGGACUGGCGUGUGCGUGGAGUGGUUAGGGGGCAGGACUUCUACGGCCCUCCAGUGGUGUAUAUCCAGGCUGGACAGAAAGUCUGUUACCCACUCACCUUCAGGCCCACCACACAGAGCACUGUUAUUGGCCAAUUGUCCUUGCUGAAUGACACGGAGGGUACGGAGCACAGCUUCACCCUGAGAGGUGUUGGCUUGCGCCCCCUCCCCCUGGACAACAUGGUGCUCCACUGUCCCGUGGGUCAGGUGACCCAGAGCACCCUGCAGGUCCCCAACUACACCAGACACCCCCUCAACUGUCAGGUGGUCUCAGACCUCUCUAUUGUCAGUGGACCGCCCACUGUAGACAUCCAAUCAGGUAACAGCGUCCCGUACACCCUCUCUGUGUCGCCAUGGAAGCGAGGAACGCACACAGGGUCAGUGUCGUUCGUUGCAGUGGAGCGUGAGGGGGGGAAGGAGGAUGAAUGCAGGCCCUAUGAGGUGUGGUAUUCAUUGGAGAUCAUAUGUGACCCUCCUUCACCUUUAAAGGUGCUGGCCGUGCAGUGUGCUGUUCAGAGAUCUGUUGCUGUGGAGAUCCCCCUGAGUAACCCAGAGGCGGAGCCUCUUGAGUUGGAGGUCUGUCUGGAGGGCGAGGACCUGAGGGGAGACAACCGGGUGUGUGUCCCUCCUCGGAGCAGUCUAACCUACACAGCCUCCUUCUCCCCAGGGGUGGUAGGGACGACGACAGGAAGUGUAAUCUUCCAGUCAGAGCUGGUGGGAGAGUUCUGGUACCGGCUUGAUCUCCUGGCCGAACCACCUCCUCUGACCACCCUGCCCGAGAGCAGCUGUGAACUGGGGAAGUGGACCAGGCUAUACAUCCCGCUGGUCAACCCCACAGACCAGACACUGGAACUGGGCACGGUCAACAGCAACCCCCAACACUUCACUCUUGAACUAGACGCCAGCCGACCUCUCAUUGUAGGACCACACUCCUCCACCCAAGUUCCUGUCCGUUUCAGCCCGUCAACCAUCGGUGCAGGAAACCACAUGGCCCGAGUCUCCUUCACUUGUUCUCAGUUGGAGCAGUGGAGCUUCCAGAUGUGUGGUCGAGGCCUGGCUCCUGGACGGAUGGAGGCCCUCUCUGUGGCCUCCCCUGUGGGCUCUCAGUCCUCCAUCAUCAUCCACUUCCAGAACCCUACUGAUCAGGCCGUCCUACUGAACAUCUCCCUUACGGACAUAGAGCCAGGUCAGAACAGCUUGAGCCAAUCUUUCAUAUGUGACAAGAAAGUCUUCUGCAUCCCGCUCAAACAAACACAAGGUGUGCAGGUGUCUGCUGGGGACAGUUUGGAGAUCCCUGUGGUCUUUGCCCCAGACUCCAUGCAACUGCAUCAAGCCUGGCUCAUUGUCCAGCUGGAACCAUUCUACAACCACCCCGACCUGAAAACACCACUCACCCCCACGCAGAGGGACGAGUGCGUGGUGGUAGAGGAUGAGCAGAUCCGUUCAGUUCGUUGGGUCUACCCUAUCCAUGGUAUCCCAGAAGCCCCUCCAAAACGCCCUAAUCCAGCGGUGAUAGAGUGUGAGGCUCGUAGUCGUGUGGAGGAGAGAGUGGAGGUUUUGUUGACUGGGUGUGUCCCAGGAAGCUUUGUUCCUGACACAGUCACACCUCACAGUAGCACCACUUUGGAAAGCUCCGCCGGUUCCGGGUUGGCCCUGGAAGGUUUCUCGUGCGAGAUGCGUUAUAACAGCGACGCCGAGCGGAGCCAGCUGGACCACUGUGUCGCCCUGUCUCCACUGGACUGUCACAGAGACCCCCACUCUGGCCUCGCCUCCCUCAGCGUCAACCUCGUCUUCGCCCCCCACAAACCUGUCAGGUGUUCAGCUAUGCUGACAGUCCAGUGUGUGACAGGUGGUCUCUGGACGUUUCCCAUUAGCCUAGUGUCCACAGAGCCGCGGGUCCACGAUGUUAUCAACAUUAAGGCUGCUGGGCUCCACAAGACCUCCUCAGUGGGUUUCAGGCUAACCAGCCAGACCAGGUACCCAGAGCCCUUCACAGCAGGGUUUCUGCCAGGCGGAGGGAGUGAUUUCCAGGUGUGCCCCACCUCAGGGGAGCUCUUCCCAGUAGGAUCAGAGGGUACCCUGAUUACCAUCUCCUUCACUCCCAGCAUGUACAGCAGAAAACAUAGUGCCGCACUUCUGGUGCAGACAGCCAACAUGCAGUGGACGUACGAUGUGAGAGGGACCAUGCCUACGGACACCCCGCCACGCUCUGCCUCCUCCAAUGGAGUGAGCUUCUCCAGGGAGCCCCUGCCCGCUGAUGUCCGCCAAAGGAACUUUGUGUCGCGGAACUUGCAGCUCCCUGCCAUGGCUAACUCCUCCCCUUUCAAACACAGAGACUCCAUCUCACAGAUCAGAUAGACAGACAGACAGACAGACAG
Esox lucius (northern pike) is the source of this 9625-nucleotide messenger RNA. Its product is annotated as cilia- and flagella-associated protein 47. The transcript is spliced from 62 exons. Gene Ontology annotation, molecular function: protein binding. NCBI's taxonomy places the organism in Eukaryota, Metazoa, Chordata, Actinopteri, Esociformes, Esocidae. The coding region runs from base 195 to 9605 and encodes 3136 amino acids. The record is from RefSeq and is a predicted model, not a curated record.